AUGAACAACCCAGCAGGUGCAACCCUCACAUUUUCCUCAAAUCCCCAGCCCUCGACUUCGAACACCCUAGGCACGCCCGCGGCCAUGCAAAUGCAAAUGCAAGCUCAGAGCCAGUCCCAACCGGUGACCAGCCAGCAGCCGCAACAAGUUCCAGUCCAUCAGGACACGCAGACAUCACACCCGGCGCAAUAUCCGCACCAAAUUCAUGGAAAUGGCGGGCCUACUGCCACAGCACCCUUCCUGCGAGACUUUAGUUUAGUCGCCGAGGCUGCGAAACGGGCGCAGAUAGCCAUUGUGACCAGAGACCUCGAGGGAGUUUCAUUAUAA
This is a messenger RNA of Aspergillus nidulans FGSC A4, 327 nucleotides long. RefSeq lists its product as uncharacterized. The transcript has a single exon. The record is from RefSeq and is a predicted model, not a curated record. NCBI's taxonomy places the organism in Eukaryota, Fungi, Ascomycota, Eurotiomycetes, Eurotiales, Aspergillaceae. Bases 1 to 327 code for a protein of 108 amino acids.